UUCUGAGAUGGCAUCAAAAGGCUGCAAGCAUCCGGCAGACGCAUUUUGCUAUGUCUACAGGAGCGAAAAAGUACUCUGUGGAAGCAUCUGCUAAGAUGUGUGAGGCCUCCAAGGCAUAUUUCGCCAUGCCUGUCGGGGAUCAAGACAAACCCUGGGCACCUCAUUUCACCUGCGAGCAAUGCAAAAAAACUCUGGAAGGAUGAUACGAAGGGGAAAAGAGAGCCAUGAAGUUCGCUAUCCCAAGAAUUUGGCGGGAACUCACUGACCACUCAAGCAACUGCUACUUCUGCAUGGUGGACCCUUCCAAACGUCGGACUGGCAAGAAUGCACCUGCUAUCACGUGUCCGGACCUUCCUUCAUCCAUCGCCCCGGUGCCACUACUGCCAUGAGCUCCCCGUACCCACUCCUCCGGAGAGAGAGCAGCCGUCUUUAGAAGAGAGCAGCAAGUCAGAGAGCGAGGAAGACGUUGUAGAUCCAGAUGGCAAUUUCAGAGGUGGAGCUGAGGAGAGACACCCAUACUACUCCAACCAAAAAAAACCUCAACGACUUGAUCAGAGAUCUUGGUCUCACCAAGUCCAAUGCCGAGCUUUUGACGUCUAGCCUCAAGCAGUGGAACUUGUUGGAUGAAAGUGUGCAAGUCGCAGAUCCGAGGAAGCGUCACCAACCUUUUUGCAGCUUCUUUACCCGUCAAGAUGGGCUCUUCGUCUGCCACAAUGUGACCAGUCUGUUCGAGGCAAUCGGAAUCGCCUGUAACCAGAAUGAGUGGCGCCUCUUCACUGACAGCUCAUCCAGGAGCCUCAAAGCCGUGCUGCUCCAUAAUGGUAACAAGUACCCGUCUCUUCUCCUGGCUCCCUCGGUGCACCUCAAAGAGAAUUACAACAGCAUCAAUAUCUUGCUGGACGCCUUGAGGUAUGAUGAGUAUGGCUGGGAGGUCAUCGGAGACUUAAAAAUUGUGGCAUUCCCGAUGGGUUUCCAAGGCGGUUUAACCAAGUGUCCCUGCUAUCUUUGCCUUUGGGACAGCAGGGACACCAAGCCGCACUACCACAGGCAGUACUGGCCACAGCGGACCGAGUUCUCAGUGGGGAGGAACAACGUCAAGUGGGAGCCACUGGUGGACCCCCGGAAGGUGCUGAUGCCACCACUGCACAUCAAAUUGGGCCUUCUGAAACAAUUUGUCAGAUCUGUAGAUAAGGAGUCGGCAGCCUUCAAGUACCUUCACGACUUCUUCCCUAAGCUGUCCGAGGCAAAGGUCAAAGCCGGUGUCUUCGUCGGACCACAUAUAAAGAAGAUCUUGGAGUGCAAUGAAUUCCCCAAUAAGCUCAUUAGUAAGGUGAAAGCGGCUUGGGACAGCUUUGUCGCAGUGGUUCGUGGCUUCCUGGGCAAUCACAAGAUAGUUAAACUACGUGGAGCUGGUUGAGACUCUGGUGAAGAACUACGGCAAAUGGGCUGUAGGAUGUCCCUCAAAGUCCAUAUCCUUGAUGCUCAUCUUGAUAAAUUCAAGGAGAACAUGGGAGCGUACUUGGAGGAGCAAGUCGAGCGCUUCCACCAGGAUAUACUGGACUUUGAACGCCGCUACUAAGGACAAUAAAACGAGAACAUGAUGGGAGACUACAUUUGGGGGCUGAUUCGUGAAAGUGAUUUACAGUAUAAUCGUAAAUCUCGAAAAACUACUCACUUGUAAAUCUUUUGUCUUAAUUUUUUUUAUUAUUUUAGCAUACAUACAUGUUAAUUUUGAUGCUUAUGUUUUUUUCUUCUGACUUUACGUGAAGGAAAAGACACAAAUUCGACCGUUUUCUCAUUGAAAAUAGGUAAAUGUCAAACUAUCACUGUCCUGGUCACAAAAUCAAAGUUUGUGGGGAACAAUAGCCAUGUUUUUUACUUUUUAGGCCUCAGCAAAUAACGAAAUAACACUUACUACCCAGGAACGAAAAUUGUGUGAGAAAGUGAAUUAUUGCAACGGCUCCUGAUGCUGCUGCUGUUGCCGAUGAUGCCCCUGCUUACGACCAGGGGUCGGAGACCAGCGGUUCCUGAGCCGCGUGCGGCUCUUUAAGGACCGCCGCUUCGUGUCCUCAUUCAUUAAGAACCACGACACCGUCUCGUGUUGACCACAGUGCAUUGCGGCUCUCAAAAUAUUGAGUCUUUUUUUACCUAAUUCAACAAAAAAUGUCUCUUCUUGUUAUUGUGGUUGCCGAUCCCUGCUCAUGAUGAUG
Messenger RNA from Lethenteron reissneri (Far Eastern brook lamprey), 2210 nucleotides. RefSeq lists its product as uncharacterized. NCBI's taxonomy places the organism in Eukaryota, Metazoa, Chordata, Hyperoartia, Petromyzontiformes, Petromyzontidae. The record is from RefSeq and is a predicted model, not a curated record.